AUGGCGACAACGACAGGUCAGGGCUGGUCCCAGCUGAGGCAACAGGCGCGAUCGUUGGAAUUACAGACCGAGGCAUCGCUUCAAACAUACUCGCAGUUCUCGACGCAAACCGCCAUCCCCCCGAAGCCAACAGAAGAAGAGAAGAAGGCUGAGGCCAAGGUCCAGGAGCUACUCGAUAAGCGCGAAACAGUGAUCGCACAGCUAGGCCGACUGCUCGACUCAGAAGCGACACUGACGUCGUCGGCGCUCAAGCAAAACAACCUCGCGCUGCUGCGCGACAAGCUGUCGGACCAGCGGCGCGACCUGUCGCGGCUGCGGGGCACGCUGCAGGAGGCGCGGGACCGGGCGAACCUGCUGGGCAGCGUGCGGGACGACAUCUCGGCGUACCGGGCGGCGAACCCGGCGGCGGCGGAGGCCGAGUACAUGCUCGGGGAGCGGGCGCGGCUGGACCGCAGCCACGACGUGGCCGACAACGUGCUGAUCCAGGCGUACGAGGUCCAGAACAGCUUCGCCCUCCAGCGCGAGACCAUCGCCAGCAUCAACCGCCGCAUCACCCUCGCCGCCAGCCAGGUGCCCGGCAUCAACACCCUGAUCGGCCGCAUCUCGGCCAAGAAGAGGCGGGACGGCAUCAUCAUGGGGGGGUUUAUCGCCGUGUGCUUUUUGUUGUUUUGGUUCUUUAUGUGA
Messenger RNA from Chaetomium fimeti, 684 nucleotides. RefSeq lists its product as uncharacterized. Gene Ontology annotation, molecular function: SNAP receptor activity. Gene Ontology annotation, biological process: endoplasmic reticulum to Golgi vesicle-mediated transport; vesicle fusion. Bases 1 to 684 code for a protein of 227 amino acids. The transcript has 3 exons. The record is from RefSeq and is a predicted model, not a curated record. NCBI's taxonomy places the organism in Eukaryota, Fungi, Ascomycota, Sordariomycetes, Sordariales, Chaetomiaceae. Gene Ontology annotation, cellular component: cis-Golgi network; Golgi membrane; Golgi medial cisterna.